CGCAGGUCCCAGGCCGCCCCCGCCGCGGGGCCGCGGACCCAGAAGCAGCUGGAGCUGAAGGUGGCCGAGCUCGUGCAGUUCCUGCUGAUCAAGGACCAGAAGAAGAUCCCCAUCAAGCGGCUGGACAUCGUGAAACACGUCAUGGGGGACUACAGGGACAUCUUCCCCGACCUCCUCAAGCUGGCGGCCGAGCGCCUGCAGUACGUGUUCGGGUACAAGCUGGUGGAGCUGGAGCCCAAGAGCAACACCUACAUCCUCAUCAACACGCUGGAGCCGGUGGAGGAGGACGCCGAGGUGCGCGGCGACCAGGGCACGCCCACCACGGGGCUGCUGAUGAUCGUCCUGGGCUUCAUCUUCAUGAAGGGCAACACCGUCAAGGAGACGGAGGUCUGGGACUUCCUGCGGCGGCUGGGGGUGUACCCCACCAAGAAGCACCUGAUCUUCGGGGACCCCAAGAAGCUCAUCACGGAGGAUUUCGUGCGACAGCGUUACCUGGAGUACCGGCGGAUCCCGCACACGGAUCCCGUGGACUACGAGCUGCAGUGGGGCCCGCGGACCAACCUGGAAACCAGCAAGAUGAAAGUUCUCAAGUUCGUGGCCAAAGUCCACAAUCAGGACCCCAGGGAGUGGCCAGCGCAGUACUGCGAGGCUUUGGCGGACGAGGAGAGCCGGGCCCGCCCCGGGCCCAGUGCUCCAGCCCCGACCUCCUGAGAGCCGAGUGGGCGCGCAGGGACGCCGGGCGCCGCGGAGGGCGGGCAGCGGGCGCACGCCCGGAGGACGGGAGUGUGGUCGGGACGGAGGGAGCGGAUUGUGCAGUGCUCGAGUGUGUGUGGCCUUAGGACGUUUCCUAGAGUCUUGGCGGUGUUUUGGUAUUGUGUUAUUUGGUUACAAAAAUUUUCACUUGUAAACAGAGAAGCGUUUCUUAUUGCCUUUGGCAUAAAAUGUUUUCUAGCUUUGUAAAACUAACUGGACAACUGCACUGCGGCUGACACUGAAGAAAGAGCCCAUCGGUAAAUUGUUUUGGUUCCAGCAAGUAACAGCAGAGGAGCUCUUCUGUGGUCUGUUAUUCCAGUUUGUAAGGGAAAGCCUUUAUAAAAUUCAAAAUGUAAUUGCCUGUGUCUCUGUUACCUGAACACAUCUCUUUUAUUUUUAUAUAUUUCCUACGUUUACAAGUCUUAUGCGUGGUUCCAAGCAAUGGACAGAAUGUAUUUUCUCUGAAUAACAGAUUUUUUAUAUUCACAGUUAUUGGUCAUUUAUGUUGCUGACCACUUGGUUCCAUUUAGUUUUUUGGUUUUUUUUCCUCUUUUGCUGCUAUACUUACUAUAAUAAACACUGUAUUUUUAUAGUUAA
Messenger RNA from Chinchilla lanigera (long-tailed chinchilla), 1350 nucleotides. It is a transcript of the gene Nsmce3, whose product is annotated as necdin-like 2, SMC5-SMC6 complex component. Lineage: Eukaryota; Metazoa; Chordata; Mammalia; Rodentia; Chinchillidae. Gene Ontology annotation, cellular component: nucleus. Gene Ontology annotation, biological process: negative regulation of transcription by RNA polymerase II. The record is from RefSeq and is a predicted model, not a curated record.